Molecule: messenger RNA, 750 nt
Organism: Bicyclus anynana (squinting bush brown)
Lineage: Eukaryota; Metazoa; Arthropoda; Insecta; Lepidoptera; Nymphalidae
Gene: Srp19
Product: signal recognition particle 19 kDa protein
Exons: 4
Coding region: 249-695 (148 amino acids)
Biological process (GO): SRP-dependent cotranslational protein targeting to membrane, signal sequence recognition; SRP-dependent cotranslational protein targeting to membrane
Cellular component (GO): signal recognition particle, endoplasmic reticulum targeting
Molecular function (GO): 7S RNA binding
Source: RefSeq, a predicted model, not a curated record
CAAUUUGACAUUCAGCUGUUGAUGUCAUCUAUUGUCACUUGUCAGUGUAAAAACUAAAAAAAUAUUUAUUAUUAAUUUUUCAAAGUUAUUAAUUAAACUUGAAUAAAAAAAAGUUGCUUUAUUUAACGAAGCAGUAAUAAUUAUGAUCUAUUGAAGAUCUAGACACGUAUUAUUUCUCAAUUAUUAGAACUGUAUAAAGAUUUUCAUAAUUUAUUUCUAUUCAGAAAGUCGUGUUUCUGGAAUUUAGUAUGUCAGCAAUGAUUUCUUCUUGGAGUCCAGACAAAAAACAUAGUGAUGUUGAAAGAUGGAUUUGCAUAUAUCCGGCUUAUUUAAACAAUAAGAAGACUUUGGCUCAGGGACGACGGCUGCCUAAAGACAUCUGUGUAGAGAAUCCUACUCAUCAAGAAAUAAGAGACGUGCUAUUCUCUACAGGCCUACGUAUUGGGGUUGAAAAUAAACUUUAUCCUCGUGAAAAGAGCAAGGAAAUGUUAUACAGAGGUCGGAUUCGUGUUGAGAUAAAGAAUGAUGACGGUAAACCUAUUAAUGAAGAAUAUCCAACCAGAGAAUCUGUCAUGAGGUUCAUUGUUGAGUCUAUACCUAAGUUGAAAACUCGUCAAAACAGACCUGCUGAUCAACAGCCUCAAUCUGUACAACAAGGUAGCAAUAAAGCCAAGGGAAAGAAAGGUCGCAGAUAAAGAGUUUAUUCUUAUAAUUUUACAAGUAAUAAAUUUUUGUUAAGAUUUUAAUAAA